Messenger RNA from Halteromyces radiatus, 1952 nucleotides. RefSeq names its product Gaa1-like protein. NCBI's taxonomy places the organism in Eukaryota, Fungi, Mucoromycota, Mucoromycetes, Mucorales, Cunninghamellaceae. The transcript is spliced from 13 exons. Gene Ontology annotation, biological process: attachment of GPI anchor to protein. The record is from RefSeq and is a predicted model, not a curated record. The annotation marks the transcript as partial. Gene Ontology annotation, cellular component: GPI-anchor transamidase complex; membrane.
CAAUGCUUCUCUCAAGGAUUAAGGCUAGAUUGGGUGGGAAGAAGAGAAGAACUCAACUUGGACUUGAAAAGAAACAAAAAUUAUAUAACUUGAUCAACAAAUAUAUUACGCCUUUUUGUAUACUACUCUUUCUAAUUGGUUCUUGUUGGCUUCUAUUAUUACCGUAUGAUGGCUAUAGCAAACAAACUUAUAUUUCAGAAAACGCCUUACUUCCUGGACAGGUUAACGUGUAUUACGGUUAUAACGACAUUCAUACAGCCGAAGACUAUAGAAAUAAGUUAUUAGCUAUUCAAACUAUGAAUAUUACAGUUCGCUCAACAUUUAUUCAAACAGAACUUCGUAAAGUUGGAUUCACAACGGCUAUCCAACACUUUGAUAUGAAUGGAUUAUCGGGUAUCAACGCGUUUGCUAUCUACAGAACACCACGUAGUGAUGGAAAAGAAGCAUUGGUUUUGAGUGCACCCUGGAUAUCUCGUACAGGUGAUUAUAAUACAAAUGGAAUUGCAACCUUGCUUUCUCUAUCCAAAUUAUUCAAGCGGAAUGUUUAUUGGUCGAAAGAUAUCAUUUUACUGGUGACGGAUCAUGAAAAUGUUGGUACACAAGCAUGGUUAGAAGCAUAUCAUGGCAUAGAACAAAAAGGGCAAGAAACAUUAUCCUCAUUAGCGAUGCCUCGAUCGGGUGCAAUCCAAGGUGUAGUGAAUCUGGAUUUCCCUGGUGUCAACGAUUAUGCAAGUUUAGGACUCUUUUUUGAGGGUGUGAAUGGACAACUACCAAACUUGGAUUUGAUCAAUACCAUACGCGUUGUGGCCCAAAAUACAGCAAGAGUGCCCAUCACCUUACAUGAUGAGAUGGAGGCUGGCAGUAAUCAUGAACAAUCUCUUUCCAUACGUUAUUGGAUUUCAUUGAAACAUGUGCUUAGAACAAUGAAAUAUCAAGUGAUUGGUCAUCCUUCAAGUGAUGCUGGACAAUAUCUUCGUUACAAAAUAGAUGCAGUGACCAUUCACGGUAUUCAUGGUUCAGAUCAAUUGGAUGCAUUGUUCGGUUUCCAUCGUAUAGGCGUGUUGAUAGAAUCUACUUUUCGAAGUUUAAACAAUUUAUUGGAACAUUUCCAUCAAUCCUUCUUUUUCUACUUGUUACCCAACGUGACCCGAUAUGUCUCUAUUGGUGCGUAUAUGCCUCCUAUCAUCUUGUAUGCUUGUAGUUUGGUUUUUCAAUCUCUAGCACUUUAUUAUUUAGACCCAAAGGCAUUGGAAUCGGAUUAUCAAGAAACCAAAAGCAGGAAAGGUGCGGUGCAUUCGGCUUACACUGUCUACAGGAAACCUAUUUCUUUCUCAUUUUUGAUAUUGGGUAUUGUCCAUCUCACUGGUAUGGUGACAUUAUAUAUGAUGCAACCUUGGGUGACAAAUUGGCUUGAGGAAAGGUUCCAUGAUCAGGAGCUGAUUAUUCAAUUUAGCAUUGUUUCUGGUAUCUCUUUGAUGACAAUUCUUUGGACAAGUAUUUGGGUGACACAGACUUGCUCUCCAUUACAUGACGGACGGAUGUUGAAAUCAAUAUGUUUAGCAGUGUCUGCCAUGAUCAUUGCUACUGUUUCUUUACUGAAUCUUAGUCUUGCAGUAGCAACGUCACUCGCUACUGUGAUUCCUUAUACUUUGAUCCGACCUACUAGUUCUUACUUUUGGCGUCUUAUCCAAUGUUUACUACUGAUACUUCUCUCUCCUGUUGGCCUUGUCUUGAUAUAUUCGAAUGUCGCUGACACUCAUGUUACCACUCUCCUGUCACAGUUGAUAUUUGAUUAUCAGAUCGUACAUUCUUGGUUCAUCGUGUUUAUAUGUAUGGUAUAUUGGCCCAUCAACAUGGCUAUGGUCGUUUUAGUCUUCACAACUUGGCAAUAAUAUUAGUAUAUUUAUAGUGUUAUUAUGGUUGAAUCACAAUAAAACUAGUGUUUACAAUGA